Molecule: messenger RNA, 1346 nt
Organism: Tilletiopsis washingtonensis
Lineage: Eukaryota; Fungi; Basidiomycota; Exobasidiomycetes; Entylomatales
Product: RNA-binding domain-containing protein
Exons: 4
Coding region: 38-1132 (364 amino acids)
Biological process (GO): maturation of LSU-rRNA from tricistronic rRNA transcript (SSU-rRNA, 5.8S rRNA, LSU-rRNA)
Cellular component (GO): nucleolus
Molecular function (GO): RNA binding
Source: RefSeq, a predicted model, not a curated record
CAGCCACACCACCACCUCCUCUUGCCCUCUCCUCAUCAUGGCCAAGGCAGCAGCAGCAUCUGCCGACAAGGCGCCUGUGCGCAAGUCGGCGCGCACCUCCAGCGUCUCCAUCGCCACGCCGCCCAAGGCCGCGCCCUCCAAGGCCAAGGCCGCCUCGCCCAAGGCCUCGCCCAAAGUCUCGCUCAAGGCGGCCGACAAGGCGCUCGACGCAAAGGCAGCACCCAAGAAGUUGCUGCCGUCGCCCAAGGACGCCAAGAAGCUCGGCGACAAGACGGCUGCGGCCGUCGUCGGCACCAAGCGCGCCGCACCCGCCGCGGCCGCGGGCGAGCCGGCGCCGGGCAAGAAGCAGAAGGGCAUCCUCAAGCAGGCCGGCGACAAGGCGGCCAAGAAGAGCCCGCUCGUCUCUGAGGCGCCCGUGGAGUCUGAUGCAGAGGAGGAGGAGGCUGACGACGCAGAUGUGCUCAAGGGCCUCGAGGUCAGCGGCAGCGAGAGCGAGGCGGACUCGUCGGAGGAGGACGCCGACGAGGACGGCGACAGCGACGAGGAGGACGAGGCGGCGAUCAAGAAGGGCCUCGAGAGCAUCGAGAAGCUGAAGAUGCCCAGCUCGAAGGACGACGUCGAGGUCAAGGCGCGGCUGGAUGCCGUCGCGAAGAAGAGAAAGGCUGGACAGGGCGAGGUGCAGCCGUCGGUGCUCUACGUCGGUCGGUUGCCUAAGUCCUUCAUCGAGCCCGCGCUGCGUUCCUACCUGAUGCAGUUUGGCGAUGUCCUGCGGCUGCGCAUCUCUCGGAAUCGGCGCACGGGCGCACCGAAGCACUACGCCUUCGUCGAGUUUGCCGAUGCAGACGUGGCGCGCAUCGUGCGCGAGACGAUGGACAACUACCUCGUCGACGGCAGAUUACUGCAGGUGCGAGAGGUGCCCAAGGAGAAGGUGCACCCUGCCAUGUGGGUCGGCGCGGGACAGAAGUGGCGAAAGGUGCCGGCGGACAGACGGGCACGAGUGCAGCACGACAAGCCAAAGACGGCAGAGCAGCGCUCGCUCGUGGAGAAGAAGCUGCUCGAGCGCCAGGCGAAGCGCAAGGAGGCCAUCAAGAAGGCCGGCAUCGAGUACGACUUUGAGGGCUACACUGCAUGAGGCUUGCUUAUUCCGUCACCUGUCCACGUUCCUCGCGCAUCAUCUCACUACAUACUCUUCAUGCUCUCGCUGCUGCACUCUGCUGUGCCUGUUCUUGGGCAGCACACGAUCUUGCGCGUCUCGCUCGCGCACGCCUCGUGACGCGACCACAUCUUCUGCCUGAGAGAUGUCGUGCGGCAUUGCAGUUGUGUUGUACAAGAGGGGUCGGAGGUCA